Molecule: messenger RNA, 381 nt
Organism: Protopolystoma xenopodis
Lineage: Eukaryota; Metazoa; Platyhelminthes; Monogenea; Polystomatidea; Polystomatidae
Source: the annotation of a GenBank genome assembly
AUGCUGCGAGGCGACCUUGGCCCCAGCACCCUCGUAGAAGCCGGUCAGCCCGGCGGCCGAUGCCACCGAAGAGGGGAGCAUUUUGUUGCCAGGGUCUGGCGUCGCGCGGCAAUCGGACUGGCACCGGUCGUCUCAGGAGGCGGAAGGAAAUGCGGCCACAGAGCGCCCUGCGCUAACGAGGACGGCGUUGCCGGUGGAGCUGUGCAACGGACUUGUGGUUGGGCGACAUCGGCCUGUCCGAUGGGAGAAAAAGGUGGGGAGGUCGGACGAGAUCAGUCGAGCUGGUGCAGGAUGGGAAUGGGGAUGAGGUGUGAGGAUGAGAAGGGAACAGUGAUUAGAGCGAGGCAGAAGAGAGAAAAUGGACCAACCCUGGGGGUAUAA